AUGAAUAUAACCUCGAUUUAUUCUGUUCCAUUUAUUUAUUUUCUUUCUUUCUUCUUUUCUUUUUUCCUCCCUCUCCCUUUUCUUUAUCGCUUUCUUUCUUUCAUUCAUUCUUUCUUUUUUUCUAUCUUUCUGUCUUUUUAUUCUUCCUAUUUUUUCUUUUGUCUGUCUCGUUUUUCUUUUCUUCUUCUCUCUUUUUUCUCCCUCUUCUUCUCAAUUUUGUUCUUUCUUUUCCUCUUUUCAUUUCACUUUUUCUUCCUCACUUUUUCUUUACUCUCUUUGUUCUUUGUUUACAUCCCCUCUCUCUCUUUCUUUCUUUCUUUCUUUCUUUUUAUUCCUCCUCUCUUUCUUUAUUUCUUUCUUUCUUUUUUUAUUUAUUUAUUUAAUUAUUUAUUUAUCUUUAUUCCUCCUCUUUCUUUCUUUCUUUCUUUCUUUCUUUCUUUAUUUAUUUAUUUAUUUAUUUUUAUUCCUCCUCUCUUUCUUUCUUUCUUUCUUUUUAUUCCUCCUCUCUUUCUUUCUUUUUCUUUCUUUCUUUCUUUAUUUAUUUUUAUUCCUUCUCUCUUUCUUUCUUUCUUUCUUUCUUUUUUUAUUUAUUUUUAUUCCUCCUCUCUUUCUUUCUUUUUAUUCAUCCUCUCUUUUAAUUCUUUCUUUCUUUCUUUUUGUUUCUCCUCUCUUUCUUUCUUUCUUCCUUUAUUUGUAUUCCUCCUUUCUUUCUUUCUUUCUUUCUUUCUUUCUUUCUUUCUUUCUUUUUAUUCCUCCUCUCUUUCUUUCUUUCUUUCUUUCUUUCUUUCUUCUUAUUCCUCCUCUCUUUCUUUCUUUCUUUCUUUUUAUUCCUUCUCUCUUUUUUCUUUGUUUUGUCUUAUUUUUCUUUUCUUGUCCACUUUUUUCUUUACUCUCUUUUUUGUUUUAUAUCCCCUUUGUUUGUUUGUUUUUUUCUUUCUUUCUUUCUUUCUUUCUUUCUUUCUUUCUUUCUCUCUCUCUCUCUCUCCCUCUCUCUUUAUUCUCUUUCUUUCUUUCUCUCUCUUUUCUUUCUCUUUUUUUCUUUGCUUCAUCGCAUUUUUCUUUUUUUCCUCUCUCUUUUUAGUCCUUCUUCUCAUUUUUCUUUCGUUUUUCGCCUCCUUUCACUUUUUCUCCUUUCUCUUUCUUUCUUUCUUUCUUUCUUUUUUCUCUUUCUUUCUUUUUCUCUUUCUUUUUUUCUUUCUUUCUUUUUUCUUUCUUUUUUUUUUUCUUUCUUUCUUUCUUUCUUUCUUUCUUUUUCUCCCUGUCUUUCUUUCAUUCUUUCUCUUUCAUUCUAAUCUCUUUUAA
Acanthosepion pharaonis is the source of this 1302-nucleotide messenger RNA. The record is from the annotation of a GenBank genome assembly. NCBI's taxonomy places the organism in Eukaryota, Metazoa, Mollusca, Cephalopoda, Sepiida, Sepiidae.